This is a messenger RNA of Neohortaea acidophila, 1458 nucleotides long. Its product is annotated as acyltransferase family-domain-containing protein. The record is from RefSeq and is a predicted model, not a curated record. Gene Ontology annotation, molecular function: acyltransferase activity, transferring groups other than amino-acyl groups. The transcript has a single exon. Gene Ontology annotation, biological process: polysaccharide biosynthetic process. The coding region runs from base 1 to 1458 and encodes 485 amino acids. Lineage: Eukaryota; Fungi; Ascomycota; Dothideomycetes; Mycosphaerellales; Teratosphaeriaceae. Gene Ontology annotation, cellular component: membrane.
AUGGCGCGCGAUGAGGAGCAGUCCCUGGGGCUGCUGGAGAAGGACAAGGUGGUAGAGACCGACGAUGCCUUCUCCCACCCCCGCACCGCCUUCGCCGAUUACUUCAGACCCUCGCGAUGGCUGGGCGGCAGCGGCGAGUCCAAGCCGCUGCGCAAGACCGCCUGGCUCGACGGCCUGCGAGGCUUCGCCGCCCUGCUCGUCUACUCCCUCCACCACCAAGUCUGGGGCCACUCGGGCAUCCACGGCGAAUUCAUCCUCGAGAAUGUGUUUGGCUGGGACCGGCAGUAUUACUUUGUCUGCCUGCCCGGCGUGCGCAUCCUCUUCUCCGGCGGCCAUCUCGCCGUCGCCAUCUUCUACCUCAUCUCCGGCUACGUCCUCACCCUCGCCCCGCUGAGCCUCCUGCAGUCCACCGACUCCGGCCGUGUGGCAGACAACAUGGCCUCUGCCCUCUUCCGCCGCUGGAUCCGCCUCUUCCUCCCCGUGCUCGUCACGACGUUUGUGUGGAUGACGCUGUGGCAUCUCCUGGGCAUUCGAAAUAACAACCCUAUUGCGGCUCCGCCCGAAAGAACAUGGUUGGACGAGGUGUGGAAGUGGUACUGCGAUUUCAAAAACUACAGCUUCAUCUUCAACGACAGCAUCUUCAACGCAUACAACGACCAUGCCUGGUCCCUUCCCCUGGAAUUCCGCGGCUCCAUCCUCGUCUGGACCGUCCUGUUAGGCCUCUCUCGGUGCAGGACCAACAUGCGGCUCAUUCUCGAGGCGUCGCUGAUCUUCUACUUCCUCUACAUUGUGGAUGGCUGGUACUGUGCAGCCUUCAUGACGGGCAUGCUGCUCUGCGACCUGGACCUGCUGGCGGAGAAGAACCAAUUGCCCGAGUUCCUCGAGCGCUUCCAAAACGUCAAGACCUGGGUCUACUACGUCUUAUUCGCCAUCGCCAUGUACCUCGGCGGCGUGCCGUCCAUCAGCAACGACAUCGGUCAUCUGCGCCAGUCGCCCGGCUGGGGCCUGCUCUCCUACUUCAAGCCUCAGGCAUUCUGGGACUUCCGUUGGUUCUUCCGCUAUUGGGCCGCCACACUUUUCAUGAUUGCCAUUCCCCGCAUCGGCUGGCUGAAGGGCUUCUUCGAGACCGCCUUCUGCCAGUUCCUUGGCAGGAUCUCCUACUCGCUCUACCUCGUCCACGGCCCCAUUCUCUGGUCGGUGGGCGACCGCAUCUACGCGGCCGUCGGCCGGAUCCAUGACCGCCAAAUCGCCACCAUCCCCGGGUGGAUGAAUAUCAUGCCCUUACCGAGCUGGGGCCCGUUUGGCUUUGAGCUCAACUAUCUGAUUCCCCACCUAAUCCUCCUGCCCUUGACCUUUUGGGUAGCCGAGAUCGUCACCAAACUUGUCGACGAGCCUAGUCUAAAACUGUCCCGCUGGCUGUUCAAUUACACUUUGGCCACCAAACCGUCGCGGACUUGA